Messenger RNA from Labrus mixtus (cuckoo wrasse), 1504 nucleotides. RefSeq names its product transducin beta like 2 (gene tbl2). Lineage: Eukaryota; Metazoa; Chordata; Actinopteri; Labriformes; Labridae. Gene Ontology annotation, biological process: endoplasmic reticulum unfolded protein response. The transcript is spliced from 7 exons. The coding region runs from base 29 to 1354 and encodes 441 amino acids. The record is from RefSeq and is a predicted model, not a curated record. Gene Ontology annotation, cellular component: endoplasmic reticulum. Gene Ontology annotation, molecular function: protein binding.
GCAAAGUACGUGGCAAUAAGCGUUUAACAUGGAGAUAGCUGCUCUGUUCGCGUUGACGUUGUUAUUAGGUGCUCUGGUUGUUUUAGUUGCAUUAGCGGUGGGCAGACGGAAAGAAGAAAUAAGAGAGGAGCUGGAGCAGGCGGCGGAGUUCACCGCUGAAGGCAGCGUUACGAAGGCACCGGCAUCCAAGAAACCGAAGCAGGAGAAGCAGCGCAGUCGUAAGGAUAAAGCUUCACAACACACCUUCAGCCAUCUGCUGUUGGCAUCGUCAUUAAAGAGCCACAGUGGAAAUGUCACGUGCAUUGACUUCAGCAGUAACGGGAAGUACCUGGCCUCGUGUGCUGACGACCGCACCGUUCGGAUCUGGAGCACAAAAGACUUCCUGGAUCGAGAACACAAGUGCCUGAGGGCCAACGUGGAUCUGGAUCAUGCCACUCUAGUUCGUUUCAGCCCGGACUCCAGGGCGUUUAUCACCUGGUUGGCUAAUGGAGACACAAUUCGAAUAUUCAAAAUGAUCAAAAAGGAGGAUGGCACCAUGACUUUCAAAGCUGCACCGGAGGACUUUCCACAGAAACACAAAGCCCCCAUCAUCAACAUCGGCAUAGCAGAGACGGGCAAGUUCAUAAUGAGCGCCUCGACCGACACCACCAUCCACAUCUGGGACCUGAAAGGAGAGAUACUGGCUUCCAUCAACACCAACCAGAUGACCAAUUCUUAUGCGUCAAUCUCCCCGUGUGGCAGGUUCGUCGCGUCGUGUGGCUUCACUCCUGAUGUGAAGGUGUGGGAGGUUUGCUUCGGAAAGGGAGGAGAGUUCAAAGAGGUGGCUCGAGCUUUCGACCUGAAGGGCCACUCGGCAGGAGUCCAUGCAUUCGCCUUCUCCAAUGACUCUCACAGAAUGGUGACUGUCUCCAAAGACGGUACGUGGAAGCUGUGGAAUACAAACGUUGAGUACAAAAAGCAGCAGGACCCCUACCUAUUGAAGACAGUCCCCUGUGCAUCGUCCGACGGUAGCCUGGCGGCUUUGUCUCCGGAUGGCCGAGUGGUGGCCAUCAGCGACGGCUGUAACGUGGCCAUGUACAACGCCACCACUGGGCAGCUGGAGGAGGAGCUGAACGGCAUCCACAGCGAGGAGAUCAACGACCUCAGAUUUGACAUUAACGGGCGCUUCUUGGUGUGCAGCGGCGACAAGGCCAUCAGAGUGUUUCACAACGCCCCAGGCUACAGAGCGGCCAUCAGAGACAUGCAGGAUAUGUUGAAGAAGGCCCAGAACGAAGCCAUGAAGCAGAGACUGCAGCAGCAGAUCGCAGAGGCUCAGAGCGCCCUGGAAACUGUGCUGGCUGGUCCUGUCGACUGAACCGCCCAAAGAAACCAUGCUCUGAAUGUGAGAGUGACUCGGACUGCUAAUCUUUUUUGACACCACAAUUCUCCCUCUGCCACUAAAUGAUCUGGUCUGGGAAUAAUGGGAUUUGCAUGCAGUUUUAAUAAAGAAUAUCUUUUUAUGCAA